AUGAGAACUUCCCUUUUCAUACUCUUAGUUGCAGGCGCCUUCGCUUCCCCAAAUAUGAGGAACGUACUUUCACAGUAGAAAGCAAAGCAACUAGCUGAGGUUUCAAAUGCUGGUAAAGGUGAUCUAUGGAAUGAUUGUGAUAUGGAUCUUGGAUAAGUCCCUGAACCUGAACUUCAUGAUUGCGAAUGCAAGCUACACGAUUUACCAGGCCUCGGUGCAGGCACUAACACUGGAUAUCAUGCCGAGGCUCUUGCAGCUUAAGGUUCACUCCUCACUACAGUUCCAGAUACUUAAUACUCACAAAUCUGCCAGUCUAACUGUUGCUCAUGUGAACAAGAAGCUCAUACUUCUUAAGAAAAAGAGGGAAAGAAUAGAACUUUCGUCAUUUCAGGUUCUAUCUCAGUGUUUGAAACUCUGAGACUUCAAUCUUGUGGUAACUCAAGAGAAAAAUCUCAAGGUCAAUCAUAGAAAGAGACUGUUUGCCAAACCAACAACUACUCUCCAAAUCUUGCUGCACCAAACCAAUGCCUAGAUGUUAGCGUGAAACCAGUCUAGGGUGUAUGUUCAACUAAUGGAAUCAAAGCAGUUGGAACAGCUCUCUGA
Molecule: messenger RNA, 603 nt
Organism: Stylonychia lemnae
Lineage: Eukaryota; Ciliophora; Spirotrichea; Sporadotrichida; Oxytrichidae
Source: the annotation of a GenBank genome assembly